Xyrichtys novacula (pearly razorfish) is the source of this 11916-nucleotide messenger RNA. The record is from the annotation of a GenBank genome assembly. NCBI's taxonomy places the organism in Eukaryota, Metazoa, Chordata, Actinopteri, Labriformes, Labridae.
GCACUCUCAAAGUCUACCAGAGUUCAGCAUCUAUCCUGCACACAAGUCGUUCACCUGAGGACAGAGAGGAUGGACGCUGCUUACAAGAGGGUCAAUGGAGACUGCGCACCAGAGGCAGAGACAGAGGAGCCUGGGACCAGGGUAAAUCCAAAUACUGACACUUACCUUGCAAUGUUUGAAAGUCUAAAACUGUCUUUAACUUAUCUGUGGUCUUACAUCAUAAAUAGCAAGUUAUAACAAAUAAUAUUACGUUUUAGAAGCAGCAACAACUACAGUAACUGAGGUAGACAUAGCAAGAAUACCUAAGGUGAGACAUCAGAUAUAGCAGACAAGAGCUGUGGAUGGAGGGCAUAAACUGAAUCAGCUGUUGGUACAGCAAAUACCAGAACAUAUGUGCUUUAAGAAUACACCUGGAGUAUAUUACUAGACCUUUCAAGAAGAAAAACACCAUGUUAUUAUGAAGUUAAACUCCAAGUAUCCUUGCAUUUGAGCGAUUUGAUAUGUUCGUGAUCGUAAAUAUAAAUUUUAAGUGCUAAUGUGUAAAUUAAAGUUAAAGUUAAAUGUGUGUUUUAGAGAUUGAUUCAUGUUUUGGGUUGCUGAUUUGGCAAAACUAGUAAUCUGAAGUCUUAACCAGGGUUUUGCAGGGAAAUAAUGUUAGUUUUGUCUUUUUAUGGCGUAUACAGUCAAGCUGCUAAAACCAUCAACCAAAUUUCACACAUAACACAUCUGAAAGGUAUAAAUUUGAUAAGUGCAUUAUUGUAACUUGCAAAAGUAAGAAUCUGAAAGGUGUCAAUUAAUGGUUCGCUGGACAAUAAUGAUGUUUCCUUUUCUGAUAUUUUACAGUAACAUCAAUAAAUCACAGAAAUGAUCUGAUUUUAGUUGCUUUAUCAUUAAAAGCCCUCUGGUUUCAAAAUGAAGAAACGGUGCACUUCUUUUACAGUCAUGAGAAUCAUUAACAAACUUCAAAGUUUAACUUUUCACUCAGAGUAAAAACUCUUAAAAGUUUAAAAAAUUCUAAGUAUCCAGACAACAUAAUCUCCCUUGCUGCCGCACAUCUGUAGAAGAAAGUUCGAUGUGUUUGGUUGGUAAUUCUGGAUUGUUGUAAACCCUCUCAUGUGUGGAACAUGUGGUCACACCAGCACGGCUGCAGCAGAGGCCUGAGAGGUUAAAGGUGUGAGGGCUUUGAGCUUUGACAUCAAAUGCCUUGAAUGCAGAAAGUCAUGGCUUUCACUCUGGAUUUUAUGCGUAUUUGCUGACACAUGUCUUUGCUUAAAUGCAGGUGAGGUCCAAACGUAAAUCAAACAGAAAUACAGCGACUGACCUAAGCCAAGAUUUACACAUCCUAUUAACCUAAAAAUCUCAGAGGACCAGAUUUAGAGCCUAUAACGUAACUCAUGAUGUGGAUCAUGAGGAGAUCAAGAUAAACUAUAAAAAUGACUUUGUUUAUCACCCCUCCCUCUCUUUCACUGACUCCAGCAGUAACAGUAGCAUAAUCUGCCCCAUGAGGUCCAUGCCUAAGAAAUAAGAAAAGCUGUAAUCUUGUGCACGACAACUCCACAUGUAAGUCCUGUGCUGUUUCCUAAAUCAUGCACUUUCUCUUAUUUUGCAGAAGAGACGGGGCUCCAUGUACCUGGAGGAGGAGACAGACAGGAAGUCGGAAGUGAUCUCCUGCAUCUUCUCCCUGAAGGAGGAGGUCGGAGCUUUGGCCAGGUGUUUGAGGCUCUUUGAGGUAAAUAACUCAACAUCACCUGUAAUCAGAGGAGAAUGAGAAAAGUGGAGAGGGAUAAAACUCAUCAUACAAGGUUACUUUGUGGAUUUUAAACAAGCAAAGAUUUGCUGUAGGUCCAUUUCAAAAGAUAAACAGUGAGGUCACACUUGCAAAGGUUUAAAAUGAAGUGUACAAAAAGUACAAUUUUUAAUGUUGUGUGUACAAAACAUGAACUCGUUAACACAAUUUAAUGAUCUUGUGAGAGCAAAUAAGUUAUCCUGUAUGCACAAUACAUGAGGGCAGCAGUUAUUAUCUUGCACAGACAAGGCAUUAGCUUGGUCUGACUUGACAAUUAUACUGUGCACAACGGUUACUGUAAGGCCUUGUUAGUUAUUUUCAUGCAGGAUGUGUUUUCUUGUGGAAACAAAUGUUAAUAACUUGUGCACACAAGAAAUGUACAUAGAUUUUUUAUGUACUUUAAUUUUAUUAAAGAAACACUGUUUGAUAAGGGCCUUAAUAAUACAGACACAAGAGGAAAUUAAACAGUGACCUACUUCCAACUUAAUCAACAAGAGCAGGAGCAUCAAAAAGCCCUGGUCCAGUUGCUCUCCUUAUCCAGAACAACUGAAAAAAAAAACAUAUUUUUGAUUAUAUAUUGACAUUGAUUAUUAAGCUUUAGAGCUGCUUGAAAACUGGAUUUUUGUUUUCCUUAAGACUUCUACAAAACUGUAUAUUAGCCUCAGGGUCAUGUCUAACAAACAGACACCAGAAAAAGGUGGUAUUAAUCUUGUCUUGCAAGACUGUGAUUAUGUUUAUUAUAUGUUAAAAAAAACUGCUGAAUCAAAAAAAAGAACUAUUUUUCAGUUAAUUUCCACUAAGUAACUAUUUAACAUUACUCCAAUAAGGUAACGGAAACAUGCUCAGUUAGUAUUCUUGAAAUAUCACCUGCAGCAAUCCAAAAUCUGGUUCCUUAUUUCAACAUUUACCAGUAGUUACAUGUCAGGCAGAGUAAGUCAGGUUAUAUAAAUGAUUAUUUGUAGUUUGUCUGCUCUAAUUUCCAUGUUUGUGGCCUGCACUGACCUUUAACAGAGCAAAACUAAACAAACGGAGCUUAUCUCAGAUGUUAGUGUGUGUUUCUUUUUUUUUACGUGCAAAUUGACAGGUGACUCUUUGAACACUGACAUGCCCCCCCCCAGCUCCCCUCACUCCAGGGUUAUCAGUGAUGACAAAAUAACCAAACAAUCAUCACUCACUUGUAUUCUGUUGAAGCCAAAAAACAUUUAAUUCAGUCAGACCACUAUGGCGUAUACAUACAGUCUAUGAUCACAUACAUUUGACACCUCGCAUGGGACCUGGAUCCUACAUUUCCCAUAAUGCAUUAACAAUGCAUUAGUGUCUUUCUAGGCUUCCAGAUAAGGAGAUAAGGAUGUCCAAGAACAUUAUAUUGAUACUCCAUCAAUAGGAUGUUCUUGAGGUAAAUCAGUGCAUGUCACUGCCCUGAAAUGAGCAGCACUGAUUUUGUCUUUUCGAUUAAUAUUUUUUUAAAUGGGAUAUCUCUAAUCUGAAGUAUAUCUAUGUUGCAUGUGCAUGCUGUUUUUAUUCUUGUAUUGAUCGAAGCAGCCUGUGCCUACGUGACAGAAUGAAGGAUUGAAGGGAACACCGACUGGCAGCAUUUCAGUUGUUUAAUCUUCCGCAUGGACAUCACUAUCAAAGGUCAAGUUUGCUCUUCCUACAAGCAAAACACAAGAGACAUGUCCAGAACGUUCUGAAGAGAAAGAAACUUCUCAAAACGUCCCAAAAACAUGUUUUUGGUUUGACAUAUUUUUUGUGGAUACGUUUAUCUUCUUUAGCAUGUGCAUGCUAUAGAGGGGGUGGAGAAGUUUGCUCCAAAUGCUGCUCUCCGAAAGCAGCAGUAAACAUCAGGAGUCUCUUUGAACCUAUGAGCUUGCACUUUCCCAAUCCUCCCCCUGCUCCACCCACCCUCCCCCUUCCUUUUCAGUGUAUCUAUAAAACAUGCCGAAUGACCCCCAAACCAUUAACACCCCCUUUAUGCAAUGCAGCAUAUGCUUAAUAACCUUAAAACACAGCCUGAAUGGAACAUACCAUUGUUCAUAACCAUUUUUUGUGCAUUUUUUGGCAAUCUGAAAAAGAUCGCUCAGCUAAGCCAUGUGAUAAUGUUUAGCUCUACAGCUUUCUGUGUUUAUCCCAGCUUCAUUUCCAUCUUGUCAAUGUAUAAUCGCCAUUCUUUAGAAAGUUGCACCCCAGAACAACAUCACAGUUUAUCCGCUUUGGGACAAAGCGCAUGUGACAGCAGCGGGGUUAUCAUGUGACAAUACAGAGCCAAACACCAGCCUUGACCUUACACAGCAGUCAGGGCUGCAGGAGGGUGAAUGUCAACUGGCUUGCACAAUGGAGCGUGGCUCUAAGGGGUACAGAAAUCUGGCAAAAAUGAUCCCUGCAUCCUGCAUGGUAUGGGAUUUAGGGUUGGCUUUGUAAAGCUAGAUCAGGGCUCCAAAAGCCCAAAUGCAAAAGUAUGUCUUUUCUACGACAACAAAAUAUUAUCCUUUUAAGCAUCACCAACAGUAGUUUGUUCUUCAACCUUACAGAUUCAGUUUUGAGGUCCAAAACAUAUGGCCAGUUUUCACAAUUUGUCAUUUUAAUCACAGAAAAACAAGCUCUUGUUGCACGGCAACAGUGGAGCAGGCUUAUGGAGCAGCUGAAUGAGGGUUUUUGAAGACAACAAUCUAAAAUGUUUAUGUUUAAUUUGACGUCAGCUAUUAUACUGUAUGUAAGAGAUACUCUAAUGCACGUCCUACAAAUUGUUUUUUAUACAUUACAUUCCUGAAUCUUAAUCUCUCUCCAAGACUAACAGACUUGCAGUUAAUUAGUUGGUAUGGUAAAGAUAAAAGCACGUCAUAAAAUGUGGUUAUCUUUUCUCCUAAAUGCCAACCUGGUCAUUCCUGCAGUCACUCCUGGGGGAUGCAGGCCUCAUGGCUCUCAAAGAAAGCUGUUAUAGUACAAUGGGAUCCAGAUGGGAGAAAACGGGAGGCCCUGCUGCUCACACCCUCCUCUUUACUUAGCCUAUGGUAGACAGGGAACAACAUACACCCCUCAAGUUACAAAAACAAAAACACAUUUCGAUGAUAAAAACCACAAGUCGGAGUCAUCUGCAUUUUAAACACUAAAAAAUAAUAGUGAAUUGCCUCCAAUUAGGUCUGGGAACAAGCCAAGGGUCUUGUGCGUAUGCAUCAGAGUGAGAAAAACCUUCAGUAAAUGUUGGCAGUGCAGACCGAUGCAUCCAUUCAUUUAAAGAUUUAGCAGCAAAUGAGUACAACGUGUCCUGAAUUUUUCUUACUUAUUCUGGAUCAGUGUCAAACUGUAGGAAAAAUUUAAAGGCAGUCUGACCCAAGAUCUCGACGGUCAAACCUGAGCUGCAGCCAAGAAUUUAAUAGCAACACAGCGCCCUCUGGUGGUGGAACAUAGAUACUGCUGUAGCCUUUUGCAGCAAAAAUAUUCAUAGUUGGUUACCACAGAUUUGAACUUGUUCUACUUCAACUUUAUAAGGGACAAUAGAAAAUUUAAUGCAAAAUGGAGUGCAGCAAACAAGCCUCUAGAAACAUACAACAUACAAGAUGUUACCUCUCCUCCUCUUACCGCCCCUUUCUUUCUUUUGUUUCUUUGUACAACAGGAUAAGGGCAUCAACCUCAUGCACAUUGAGUCCCGUCCGUCACGUAUGAAUAAAGAACAGUAUGAGUUUUUCAUCAGCGUGGACUCCUCCUGCUCCCAGGCUUUGGAUGAAGUCAUCGACAGCCUGCGCACACAAAUCAGCGGCCACGUACAUGAGCUAUCACGCAACAAAGAGAAGGACACAGGUUAGUGAGUGAGAGGAUCACAAACAUGAAUCCUCUGCAAAACGAAGCAAGUGUUAGAGUGACAUAUACUGAAUUAGUAUUAAAAUGAUAAUCCCAAAUUAGUGUGAGCAGAAUAUUCCACAUUUUCUGUUAAAUCAUUUAGUUAAAACCACAAAAGUGAACUUUAUUUUGGUACCAGAGAAAAAGUCAGGACAUAUUAUGAAAAUUUACCAGAUUCCAUUUAUUUCUGUGCUUUUAAACUAAAUGUUGGACAGUCAGAAAAGUCAUUUUGUUUUUCCCCUUAGAGGAUCAGCAAUCUACCUUUUUUUGUCACAAUAACAUCGCUCAAAAAUUGUCUUAGAAAUUAGUAAAACAGUUGACAUGCCAGUGUUGCUGCAGGGACAGUUAUUUGGAGGACUGUCAGUGUCUGUACAGAAUGAACGGCUAUAACUGCGCUGAUGUCUGGCUUGGAAAACAAUCAAACAAAGCAGAGAUCGGUGUCGCUGAAAUGGUCCAUUUAUCAUCCAAGCAUAGUGCUGUUUGACCCUCCAGCCAGACUGGCAGAGAGACAACCAGAGUCGCCAAUGAGACUGCCGGCCCAUCCCUCAAAUCGCGACCCUUUUAUUAGUUGUUUCCAGAAUGACAUUAGUUUAGCUACAGAGGACCAACAGGCAUGGCAGGAAACAGAGGAGCUCUCUGUCCUGGACCAUGGAGACGGAGGACAUGCUAAGGUCGUGACAGGGAGACAGACAGGGCCACCACGGGUCCUCCUUUGACCUUGGUGUAGACUCUGUGGUCUGACGGUCAGGGUCAAGUGGAUGAGAGGAUAUUAAUGGCCUGUUUUGGGGACUGCCUGUUUAUAGUAGGAGCCUGGCAGGGACUCAUUGUCAUAGUAGUGAGCCUCAGGCUGGACCACACUGCACAAAUGUAGAUUGAUGAUUGGGCCCCAGUGUUUUUGAGCCUCAUAAAUCCACAUGAACAAGCAGAUGACCCUCGAUUGGUGUUCUGCUUAGUGUCAAAAUGCCAAGGCAGUUUAAAAAAUAUCCUGUAGCAUUACUUUUACUAAUGCUAAUCUACUCUGUACCCAUUAUUAGAAGUAAAAAAUUAAACAAAGAUGUUAAACCAAAGAUUCAACGAGCAAAAGUAUUGAUAAAUUCAUAUUUUAAAGCACAGUUUGUCAAUUAAUCUAAAGUCCCACAACAUCUGUUCUUAAAACUCCUGUGAGGAACCUUUAGUUUAUAAGCAGUCUGUGCUUAUCUCUUCAUUUUGACUUUUGAUUCUAAAAUGUAUUGUUUAUUGUGAGUAAAUGAUGUUGAAAUUGCAAAAACUGAGCUGCCUCCUCAGUUGCUUUGUAGACACCUUGAUGGGCGCCAAUAUGUUGCGCUGCCUCCCCCAGUGCAACGAGUCAAAGAUCCCUCGAGUUCUGUAAGUCUGUGGCAGAGUGGGUUCCUGUGUUGGUCAGAAUCAGACACUCAUGGUUAUUAAAGUUCAACGACUUUUUUGCCAUUAAUGUUCAUUACAUCUUUUGCUGUUUGCUAAUGCGGUAAAGAGCGUUACAGGAGCUGCACCAGUCAACAAACCAACAACUGUAACUUUACUAUGAAAUCUGACUGUAAACUGCAGAGCAGUGCAGUUUUAGGUUGCAAAAUUUGUCUUUUUUAAAUGCUAAAGUAGUUUUAAGAAAAGAUGAUAUGCUUCAGAACCACAAAUCUGAUAUAUUCUGUAAAUCCUCACAGAAAUUUUGUUGGACCAACAUUGUAAAUAGUCAAACUGAGCUAAUACAACUGGCAAGACGUAAUGUUACAUUUUUUAGAUUUUUACUUCUACAUUUAAAAAACCUACCAUUAAAGCCUUUUAAUUUGAGUUUCACAGAAUAAGAGAAAAGGCUGCAUUAACUUUUGAUGUGAAAAAAAAAAAUCCAGCAUUCGUGGCUUGUCUUUGCUCUAGGCGGUGUUUACAUUAAACUAAUGUUUCUGCCAUGUUUAAUUCAACAUGUACAUACAAAAGGAAGAGCAUAAUAACUGUUAUUAUUCUGCAGUGCCAUGGUUCCCCAAUGACAUCCAGGACCUGGACCGCUUUGCCAACCAGAUCCUCAGUUACGGCUCAGAGCUGGAUGCUGAUCACCCGGUGAGGGCUGACUCAUCCGUCACAGUCUGUGUACCACAUCCUGCCUCUGCAUGUGUGUCCGCGUGUGUGUUUGUGUGUGUGUGAAUGCGUGUCCACUCACGCCCACAUGUCUUAAUGAAAGCCGGGCUGCGAAGAUGACAGGCUGCACUCUGCUGUCUAUUCUAAUGGAAACUAUCUAGACACACAAAUUGAUGUCAUUGCUUUAAUUGAGCCCCUAUAAUUAUAGAUAAUUGCUCCCUUUUGCCACCGCCAUUAAAGCGAAAUGUAUUCAUCAUAAUCUGAAAAACACUCUACAAAGGCUUCAUUUGAAUAUGUAUUUGCGUGCUCUUAUUACAGACGGAGAGCAUAAUGCUGUCAAAGGCCACAGGGUUUAGCCUCAGCAGAGGAUUUCCACUCUUUGAUUUAGCUAUGAGUGGCCAGGCUGCGAUCAUGAGAUCUAACAUGGCUUUCCUGUGUGUGUGUGUGUGUGUGUGUGUGUGUGUGUGUGUGUGUGUGUGUGUGUGUGUGUGUGUGUGUGUGUGUGUGUGUGUGUCAGGGCUUCACAGAUCCAGUGUACAGAGCCCGCAGGAAGGAGUUUGCAGACAUCGCCUACAACUACAGACAGUAAUUUCCCCUUAUAUUCUUUUUGUACUUACGUUUUCCCUGUUUGUUUAAAGAGAGGAAAUUACUGAUACUUUGCAUUUAGCUACAGUUUAACAAAUAUGGAGUUAUUAAAAACAGGCAUUGGUUAAAUUAUUGGGCUUGUGGGUAAUCCAUGGGUGAUUUGUUAUGUUCACAAUAGGCAGAUACCUUUAAUUAUUAAAAGGACGCAGAAAAUUGUAGUUUUGUGAUGUUUUCUAGAAAACGUGAACAAAAAAAGAAAAGUUGUUGUCCCUUAAAGUUAUGAAAUACUUAUUAGUAACAUAUAUGUACUAAUGAUUAAUCAUGAAUAAAAAAUAUGAAGAAAAACAAAACAGUCCAUGUGCUAACAUUAGUUACCACAAUGAAAGAGAGUGAUGGAAUAAUAUUUAUCUUUGUUAAAAUGAAUCUAUCUAUGAUUAUUUGGAAUAACAUUUCAUGACAGUCCUUUUGAAUCAAAGUUUAGCUUUAGGAAACUAAGUUAAUAGACACUGUUGAUGUAAAUGCUACAAGAUUAAAGUGUUUUUUUUUCAAUUGAGAUCAUAAAAACCACAAAUUUAGUCCAAAAUAAAUGAAAGAGAUGAGGGAUUUUACAGAAGAAAAUACAUUGAGACUCAUAGAUUGAAAAAAAAUGGUAUAAGAACUGAGUUGGUUAGUAUCCUUAUCAUCUUUUUUAUGUGUUACAAAAAAAUUGUGACAAUAUUGCAGUGUAAUACAAGUGAUUUUUAAGUUUAAUGUUUGGGCUGUACAUUUUAGUACAAGGUUUCAAUCCCUUACUGACUACAUUUGUAAAGUGGCAUUAACACAAACUCGUAAUACUGAUUCAUCAACCUCAUGCCCUUGUCCCAGUGGCCAGGCCAUCCCUCCAGUGGAGUACACAGAGGACGAGAGGGUCACAUGGGGCAAAGUGUUCAAGGAGCUGAAAACCCUGUACCCGACCCACGCCUGCCGCGAGCACAACCGUGUUUUCCCUCUGCUGGAGAAAUACUGCGGCUACAGGCAGGACAACAUCCCUCAGCUGGAGGACGUCUCCCGCUUCCUGCAGUGUAAGACCUGAUGUAGCCUGGUGAUAUAAUCCAUUAUGUCAUUUAGGUCAAGUUCAGAGACACAACAACUGUCACUCAUAACUCUAAUGGCUCAUUUUCAUUUUUAUGUAAUGUUCUGUUAAUUCUGUUUUGCCCCAAAAAGCUAAAAAAAAAUCGCUUUCAAUACAGUUUCACUUGAUUGGGUCACUCCUCAUAAUCAAUGGGGUUAAAGGUUCAACAAGAAAUAAAGAAACAACUUGCUUUUCAAAGGAUAUUAGAAACAUAGUGGGUGUGUAGUAAAAGCUGACACAGAAGGAAGGUUAAACCCACAAUGGGUAUCCAAAAUAUUCACAUCACUCUUAUAGGUGGGCUUUGUGGUGAAGACAGGUUGUCCAUUUGUAGUAUCAGAUCGUAUAAAUAAAAGUGGAAACCCAGUAUUGUCAGUAUACCUGUUCACACUCCCCCCUUCCUUUCACUCCCUCUUCUCUUUACUAAGCCCUCUUAUUCAGCAAAGACAAACACUCACCCCUUCAUCGCUCCGUCUCUUCCCUGCAGCGUGCACAGGUUUCCGUCUUCGCCCCGUCGCCGGCCUGCUCUCGUCUCGAGACUUCCUGGCUGGACUGGCCUUCCGUGUUUUCCAUUCCACGCAGUACAUUCGUCACGGCUCCAAGCCGACCUACACACCUGAGCCGUGAGUGUCUGAACUCAGUCAAUAAACAGAACAAAAAUGUAUUAGUACUGUGGUGUUAAAGAGUCACUUCAAUUUUCUGAUGCAGUGAUAUCUGCCAUGAGCUUCUGGGACACGUUCCUCUGUUUGCUGACCCCAGCUUUGCCCAGUUCUCACAGGUACAUGAAAUAUUUUCCUAUUCUAAAAUCAGAGAUUGAAAAACUGUGAAAGAUAAAUAUUUUGUAACCUUUCAUUUCCACUGUGCAGGAGAUCGGUCUCGCCUCCCUUGGUGCCCCUGAUGAGUACAUUGAGAAACUUGCAACUGUGAGUAAAAAUAAUCAGGAAUUAUGCAAUCACCAAGAGAAACCUUCUUACAAUGGUACAUCUAAAACAGCUUAUGCUAAACUUUCAGAUUGGGAAUAAACCAUGUUUGUGUCCUCAGGUGUACUGGUUCACCGUGGAGUUCGGCCUGUGUAAGCAGGGCUCAGAAAUCAAAGCGUACGGCGCUGGCUUGCUUUCAUCAUUUGGGGAGCUGCAGGUAAGAAAGGGUGAUGGAGGAUUAUUACAUCUGUCUGCAAACAUGGACCCCCACAGCACCACGACAAACACUUAGACUCCCUGUCUGUCAUUACAUCACAUUCACCUUAUUGCUGAACAGUGGCGGUGCAGGCAGUGGGUUAGUGGUCCACUCAGUAUCAGGUUUAAUGUGUCACUAGGGGAGUCAGCCUGCCUGGACCCCCCUGCAGAGUUCGGGUAAAGUGGUUCAGUGGGUAAGUCUGGGCAGAGCGAGGAUGAGCAGCGAGCUAUCGAGGUCACAGUUACAUCAGGAGAGGAUGUGCACUCUGCCAGGUCACAUCAGCAGAAAAGAACAUCCCUGAAUCAUGCUGCACUUCCUGUUUACCAAUGGGGACAGAGAGACUCAUUGAGAAAACCCAUACAGCAGAAACAAUGGAUUAAAUGAGUCACAUUUACUCUGUUGUUUCUUUCAGUACUGCUUGACAGAGCAGCCCAAAGUCCUGCCCUUUGAUCCGGACAAGACGAGCCUCCAGAAAUACCCAAUCACGGAGUACCAGCCAGUUUACUUUGUGGCUGAGAGCUUUGAGGACGCCAAGGAGAGAGUGAGGUAAGGAAAUACAGCAGAAACAAAGACACAGGCGAAAAGUGAAUCAACGUUAAUCAUUGUGCAACGUUAAUGUCCGACUGUGUUUGCAGAAAAUUCGCAAACACCAUCCCAAGGCCUUUCACGGUGCGCUAUAACCCUUACACCCAGAGCGUUGAAGUGCUGGACAACACCCAGCAGCUCAGCAACCUGGCCGACAGCAUCAGUAGUAUGUGCCACACAUUCUUCAUACAGUUAUCUCUUAUCUGUGUGUUUUGUUGUUGACAACCUCCAAAUCGAAAUAAAGUUGCAUUUAUUCUGAAUACUCUCUUUCUUGUUUCAGGUGAAAUGGGGAAAUUGUGUGAGGCCUUAAAGAAACUGGAGUAACUGGAGUUCGAUCACAUGAGCAUGCUUUUAAAUUAGCUCUCCUUUUUAUUAACACAAUUAUGCAAGUCAGAUAAUGACAAUGAUACUGUAAUCAAACAAGUAUUUUAGUGUAGGGAAAACAUUGUAGUCUGUUACUCAUGUAGGACAAUAAGACACACGAGUCUGUAGCAGCUAGAAAUGUUAUGUUGAUAUUAUUACAGUAGAGGUGUUAUUACGAGACCUGUUUUUCAAAAUAAGAGCGUUUGUCAAUCUUUUUUAUCAGUACAAAUCUAAAACCAAGUAUGUGAAUAUAAGCAGACUUUUUUUUAAGUACAUUUCAAACCUUAAAGCCAUAAAGAAAUCAUUUCUGUCACUAACUUUCAUAUAGCUCAAUGAAAUGUUUUGUAUGUGCAUGUAAUGUUGUAAUAAAGCAAUAAGAUUUGUCCUGCCUCUG